Messenger RNA from Dentiscutata erythropus, 501 nucleotides. Lineage: Eukaryota; Fungi; Glomeromycota; Glomeromycetes; Diversisporales; Gigasporaceae. The record is from the annotation of a GenBank genome assembly.
AAAUAUGCAUAUCAACUACUUUUUAAAAAAUUAUUUAAAUGGUGCCAAAAUACAGAGAAAGGUUACCAAAAAAGAGUUCAUCAUGAUUUAUUGAUUCCAAAAGAAAUAUAUUUGGAAACGUAUCAAAAAGUUAAAUUAAAAUAUGCUGAUGAAUUGGUUAAAAAUUGGUCAGAAAAAACAGAUCCUGUAAAAUUUGUAUUUGAGGAUAUUGCAAUUGCAAGUUGGUUGAUUUCUUUGUGGGAAUUAGAAAGAAAAGAGAAUGGACAAAAUAAAUUACAGUCUUUUGUUGAUUUGGGAUGUGGAAAUGGUUUAUUAACUUAUUUAUUAUCAUCUGAAGGAUAUGAAGGAAUUGGUAUUGACAUGAAAAAAAGGAAAAUAUGGAAUAAAUUUGAAGAAAAGGGUGCAAUUCUCAAAGUUGAAACAUUACAACCAAAUAUGAUUACAUAUCCAAAAACUGAUUGGAUAAUUGGAAAUCAUGCUGAUGAACUUGUGCCUUGGUAA